Messenger RNA from Labrus bergylta (ballan wrasse), 2419 nucleotides. It is a transcript of the gene pfkmb, whose product is annotated as phosphofructokinase, muscle b. Gene Ontology annotation, biological process: fructose 1,6-bisphosphate metabolic process; canonical glycolysis; fructose 6-phosphate metabolic process. Lineage: Eukaryota; Metazoa; Chordata; Actinopteri; Labriformes; Labridae. The record is from RefSeq and is a predicted model, not a curated record. Gene Ontology annotation, cellular component: cytoplasm; membrane; 6-phosphofructokinase complex. Gene Ontology annotation, molecular function: monosaccharide binding; fructose-6-phosphate binding; ATP binding.
AUGGCACAAAAGGCUCCUGUGGACCCAACCAAGAUAGGAGAGGGUCGGGCGAUCGCUGUGCUGACAUCGGGAGGCGAUGCCCAGGGUAUGAAUGCAGCUGUGAGGGCCACAGUUCGAGUAGGACUUUAUACUGGAGCCAAGGUGUAUUUUGUCCAUGAGGGUUACCAGGGUCUGGUGGAUGGAGGCGACAACAUCUGCCUUGCUACUUGGGAGAGUGUGUCAAUGAUGUUACAGCUGGGUGGGACGGUGAUUGGUAGCGCUCGCUGUCAGGAUUUCCGCACCAAAGAGGGACGCGCCAAAGCUGCUUGCAACUUAGUCAAGCUGGGCAUCACCAACCUGUGUGUGAUUGGAGGUGACGGCAGUCUGACCGGUGCCAACCAGUUCAGAACAGAGUGGAGUGAGCUGCUGGCUGACCUACUUAAAGCUGGCAAGAUCACGUCAAAUGAGGCCAAGUGCUCCUCCCAUCUCAACAUCGUUGGCAUGGUGGGCUCCAUUGACAAUGACUUCUGUGGCACAGACAUGACCAUUGGCACAGAUUCUGCACUGCAUCGCAUAAUAGAGAUAGUGGAUGCCAUCACUACCACAGCUCAGAGUCACCAAAGGACAUUCAUCCUGGAGGUAAUGGGCCGGCACUGUGGAUACCUGGCUUUGGUGACAGCUCUGGCCUGUGGAGCAGACUGGGUGUUCAUCCCUGAGAUGCCUCCAGAUGAGGGAUGGCAGGAGCAUCUUUGCAGAAGACUGGCAGAUCAAAGAGUCCGCGGGUCCCGUUUGAAUAUUAUCAUUGUUGCAGAGGGAGCGAUUGAUCGUGAUGGUAAACCUAUUACAUGUGACCUUGUCAAACAGCUGGUUUCAAAGAAGCUCGGCUUUGACACCCGCACCACUAUCCUGGGCCAUGUACAGAGAGGAGGAACACCUUCGGCCUUUGACAGAAUCCUGGCUAGCAGGAUGGGGGUGGAGGCAGUGAUGGCUCUGCUGGAAGCUACACCAGACACUCCCGCCUGUGUAGUCAGCUUAUCUGGAAACAUGGCUGUCAGACUGCCUCUCAUGGAGUGUGUGCAAGUGACUAAAGAUGUCACUACAGCCAUGGCUGAAGGGAGGUUUGAAGAGGCUGUGAAGCUCAGGGGAAAGAGCUUUGAGAACAACUGGAACACGUACAAAAUGCUUGCUCAUGUACACAUCCCAGAUACAAAGAGUAACAUCAACAUCGCCAUAUUGAAUGUUGGAGCGCCAUGUUCUGGGAUGAACGCUGCAGUUCGGUCAGCUGUCAGGAUCGGGCUCCUCCAGGGCCACCAGAUGCUGGCAGUGCAUGACGGCUUCGAUGGCUUGGCCAAUGGAAUGAUUGAGCCUAUUGGUUGGUCUGGUGUGGCCGGAUUGACGGGAAAAGGGGGCUCCAUGCUGGGCACAAAGAGAUCCCUGCCAAAUGAGUUCAUGGAAGAGAUCAGUCUCAACAUCACUAAGUUCAACAUUCAUGCUUUAGUCAUUAUUGGUGGCUUUGAGGCAUUUGUUGGUGGUUUGCAGAUGGUGCAGGCCAGAGAAAAGUAUGAGGAACUUUGUAUUCCCCUUGUAGUGGUUCCUGCUACUGUCUCCAAUAAUGUUCCUGGGUCUGACUUCAGUAUCGGCGCUGAUACUGCACUCAACACUAUCACUAUGACAUGUGACAGAAUCAAACAAUCUGCUGCUGGCACCAAGAGGAGGGUGUUCAUUGUUGAGACCAUGGGAGGAUACUGCGGAUACCUGGCAACCAUGGCUGGUUUGGCAGCUGGAGCUGAUGCUGCUUAUAUUUAUGAGGAGCCUUUUAACAUUCAUGACCUCAAGUUGAACGUAGAACAUCUGGUGGAGAAGAUGAAGACCACAGUGAAGAGAGGACUCAUUCUGAGAAAUGAGAAAUGUAAUGUCAACUACACUACAGACUUUAUCUUCCAACUGUACUCAGAGGAGGGCAAUGGUGUGUUUGACUGCAGGAAAAACGUGCUUGGGCACAUGCAGCAGGGUGGAACACCAAGUCCUUUUGACAGGAAUUUUGGCACCAAGAUGGGGAUCAAAUCUGUGUUAUGGUUGACUGACAAGCUGAAGGAAUGCUACCGACAUGGUCGUACCUUUGCCAACUCUCCAGAUUCAGCCUGUGUGCUGGGCAUGAGGAAGAGGUCUUUGGUCUUCCAGCCUCUUGCAGAACUUAAAGACCACACUGAUUUUGAACACCGUAUUCCAAAGAUACAGUGGUGGCUAAAGUUGAGACCCAUCCUGAAAAUCCUGGCUAAAUACAAGAUCAAUCUGGACACCACUGAAAGAGCUGCAAUGGAACACAUCAUUAAGAAGAGGGGAUUAGCUCCUUAGUAGACAUGAAUGUCCUUUUCUUAAAACACUGCGUAAACCAUCUCUCUGAAAAGUGCAAUAUUAAUCAAAAAGAUGAUAAUAAAAU